Messenger RNA from Pseudozyma flocculosa PF-1, 1650 nucleotides. RefSeq lists its product as uncharacterized. Bases 1 to 1650 code for a protein of 549 amino acids. Gene Ontology annotation, molecular function: 2-oxoglutarate-dependent dioxygenase activity. The transcript is spliced from 2 exons. NCBI's taxonomy places the organism in Eukaryota, Fungi, Basidiomycota, Ustilaginomycetes, Ustilaginales, Ustilaginaceae. The record is from RefSeq and is a predicted model, not a curated record.
AUGGACCACCUCGAGCUCAUAUCAAGAUGCCUCGUCGCCGUCGGAGAGGCCGCCGCGUCGCCGUCGUCGACCCUCUUUGACCCCGCCACGGCAGACCUCCAAGGCUGCAGCCCUCCCGCCCUCGGCCUCCUCCGCAGCGCCCUCCGCUCCUUGCUGCGAGCCAUCGACGGCGGCGGUGGCGGCAAACAUGCCUCCCUCCCCGCCACCGGCAACGAUAGCCCGCGCAGCUGCCACGAAUACUCUUCCCUCGCACGCAACCUCGCCGCAGUGGGGCGCCUGUGUGACGAGGCCUUCCUCAGCUUCCACUACGCCGACAUCCCCACCUGCUGGCGGCGCCUCUACACCGACGCCAUCCUCCUCAAGGCCUGCGCCGCCCUCGCCCUCCUCGAGCCAUCGCACGCCGCCGCUCACCCGCACUGGACAUCCCUCGUCCGCGACCUCGACCUCGCCAUCAUCGUCGCAGGCGCUCCCGGACCCGGUCGAGCCGAGGCGAUCCACGACCUCAUCCGCGCAGCCCAGACCGCAAUCGCCUCGCCCCUCUCCCCCGCCCUACUGCCCGCUGCAGAGCAUACUCGCCCGGCCAAGCGGUCCAGGCUAGAGACAGUCGAGUACCACGCAGCCAUCGACGGCGGCAGCGGCGCCCCCUUGCAGCCCACAAGCCUGGCCGACGGCACCAUCGACAGCUUCGAUUCGCCUCCUUCGCUCGCCACCUUCCUCGACCGAUCCGGAUCCGACGACGACCGCGGCAGCUGCCGACGGCCCUUUAUCGUCCGGGGCUUUGCCAAAGACUGGCCCGCGUCCCAACCCCUCCCGUCCGCGGCGCCGUCGUCGUCGCCGCCGGCGAGCGGCGCACCGCGCUGGGCAUCGGCCGACUAUCUCGAACGCAUCGCCGGACCAGGUCGCGUGGUGCCCGUCGAGGUCGGCGCAAAGUACACCGACGACGACUGGGGGCAGGACAUCAUCCUCUGGUCCGACUUUCUCCGCUUAUCCGGCUGGGCCCAGGCUGCGGCGGACCCGACGGCGGCGGCGGCGGCAGAGGAUAAGCCGCUCUACCUGGCGCAACACGACCUCCUCUCGCAGUUCCCCGACCUACGGCGCGACAUGAUCCUGCCGGACUACGUCUACUCCUCGCCGCCGGUACCGCCGGGCGUGCCGGGCUACCGACCGCCGGGCAACGACGAGGCGCUCAUCCUCAAUGCCUGGCUGGGCCCCGCGGCCACCGUAUCGCCGCCCCACUUUGACAUGUUCUACAACUGCUUCGUCCAGGUCGUCGGGUACAAGGAAAUCUGGCUCGCUCCGCCCGACGUCGACGUCGACGGUGCCAUGGCGCCCUUUGGCCGUGGCCGUGGCCGUGGCGGCGAAGACGGCGAAGACGACGGCGGCGCGGCGUGUCCCGACUCGUCCGACAAAGACGGUCUAGCCACGUCAUUGAUGACGAAUACAUCCCGCAUCGACGUGUUCGCCUCGUCGUCCUCGUCCUCGUCCUCGCCCUCCUGCUCCGAUCAGGUAGCAACCUCGUUUCGGGAGGACGUGCAACCGCGCGCGCAGCGAGCCGUGCUGGGACCGGGCGACAUGCUCUUUAUGCCGCCAAAGUGGUGGCAUUCGUUCCGGAGCCGCACAAAGAGCUUCUCCGUAUCGAUGUGGUUCUGA